CAGAAACAUUGCUAAACGCAAAUUUAGAAAAGGAAAAUCGCUCUUAAUCAUUUAUUGUAAAGCUAAGCGAAGUGUCAUGGCAACGAGCAUGCGAACCCAAUAUUGCCUGUGACCUUCUGAAACGCCGAAUCUAUGGCAAUUUAACCUCAGUUCAGCCAUACACGCGAAUAGUAUUAUUAUUCUGUACGAUCGCCUUCAAUUUGGAGUCUCACGGAAGGGUUGAUGUUUGGUGAUUUUGCAAGCAAUACCGCUCACGUGCACAAAUCAGUCAGCUUGCCGUCAGCAAUUAUGUCAGCCAACGUGUAUCCAGAACGACUAUAAAAGCAGAUCAGGGAACACACUCUUUUCUCUUCGUUACCCAUCUCAUUUUAAUAUUAUGGCUCCCAAGAUCGCAAUCGUUUACUACUCCCUGUACGGACAUAUCGGCUCUUUGGCCAAAUCUGUUGCCAAGGGUGUUACUGCCGCUGGCGGUGCUGCAGACUUGUUCCAAAUUCCUGAAACUCUCUCAGCUGAUGUGCUUCAAAAAAUGCAUGCUCCCCCAAGGGAUACCACCAUUCCUGAUAUCACUCCCGAAAAGCUUGCAGAAUACGAUGGCUUUUUGCUCGGUAUCCCGACCCGUUACGGCAACAACGUUGCUCAGUGGAGACAAUUCUGGGAUCAAACCGGAGGUUUGUGGGCUAAGGGUGCACUUCAUGGAAAGUUUGCUGGUAUCUUUGUUUCCACCGGAACCAUGGGUGGAGGUCAAGAAGUGACCGCUCUCAGCACUAUUUCUACCCUUGCUCACCACGGAAUCGUCUAUGUUCCUCUUGGCUACAAGAACACCUUCCCUCAGUUUGCUGAUGUCAACGUUGUUCGCGGAGGCUCAGCAUGGGGUGCUGGUACCUUCGCUGCUGCCGAUGGCAGCCGUCAAGUGUCGGACGUUGAACAUACUGUAGCUGAGAUUCAAGGCAAAACCUUUUACGAAACUCUUGCCAAGCACCAAUUUUAAGCGAUUGAUUGAAGCAGAUUGAACGCAGGGGUAAAAUUUUAAACCAGAAUAGCUCUAUUUACACGCUUUUGGAUAACACCUUUUCACGAAUAAACUGAAAAUAUUAUGUAAGAGGAGAUA
Umbelopsis ramanniana AG is the source of this 1108-nucleotide messenger RNA. RefSeq lists its product as uncharacterized. Gene Ontology annotation, molecular function: NAD(P)H dehydrogenase (quinone) activity; FMN binding. The record is from RefSeq and is a predicted model, not a curated record. The transcript is spliced from 5 exons. The coding region runs from base 377 to 988 and encodes 203 amino acids. Lineage: Eukaryota; Fungi; Mucoromycota; Umbelopsidomycetes; Umbelopsidales; Umbelopsidaceae.